AUGCCCAACCUACAGAAUCUGAAAAGGAAAUUUAUAAUCAGGUGAAUGUAGUGUUAAAGGAUGCAGAAGGAAUACUGGAAGACUUGCAGUCAUAUAGAGGAGCUGGCCAUGAAAUACGAGAGGCAAUACAGCAUCCCAAUGAUGAGAAGCUGCAAGAGAAGGCAUGGGGUGCAGUUGUUCCACUAGUAGGCAAACUAAAGAAAUUCUAUGAAUUUUCUCAAAGACUAGAGGCAGGACUGCGAGGUCUGCUGGGAGCCCUGACAAGCACUCCGUAUUCACCAACGCAACACCUGGAGCGAGAGCAGGCUCUUGCUAAGCAGUUUGCAGAAAUUCUUCACUUUACGCUCCGAUUUGAUGAGCUCAAGAUGACAAAUCCUGCUAUACAGAAUGACUUCAGCUACUAUAGAAGAACUCUGAGCCGUAUGAGGAUUAACAAUGUCCCAGCAGAGGGAGAAAAUGAAGUAAAUAACGAGUUGGCAAACAGAAUGUCUUUAUUUUACGCUGAAGCAACGCCAAUGUUGAAAACCUUAAGUGAUGCUACAACAAAGUUUGUGUCAGAGAAUAAAAAUUUACCCAUAGAGAAUACUACAGACUGCUUAAGCACCAUGGCUAGUGUGUGCCGGGUCAUGCUGGAAACCCCUGAAUAUAGAAGCAGAUUUACAAAUGAGGAAACAGUAUCAUUCUGUCUGAGGGUAAUGGUGGGUGUCAUCAUACUCUACGACCAUGUGCAUCCGGUGGGCGCUUUUGCCAAAACUUCAAAAAUUGAUAUGAAAGGAUGCAUCAAAGUUCUUAAAGACCAGCCUCCUAACAGUGUAGAAGGCCUUCUAAAUGCUCUCAGGUACACAACAAAGCAUUUGAAUGAUGAGACUACCUCCAAGCAAAUUAAAUCCAUGUUGCAAUAACAAUUACCUGGAAUUCGCACCUGCUGUAGACAGACAGUAUUCUGCAAUGACUGAGAUGCACAGAUAUUUUUUUUUUAGUGAUUGCAACUACUAUCUUGUUCAUUCUCGCUCUUUAUUUUCUCUCUUCCUGUUUACCCUUUUUUUUUUUAAUCACUUUCUUGUUCUUAAGUAAGCUCAGACUUCUUUUCUGUGCCAAAUCAAUGAAAAUUAUCAAUUCUGGAAAGUAUUUCUGCUUUUCAGAAUAGCCAUUCUAAGUGGCAGCUAAUUAUGCGUUGCAUUUGGAUUUCUCUGUACUGGGGAAAGAUUUGUGACUUGAACUAAAUAUUUUUAAACUUGUGGUUUUUUCUUUUUUUGAAAAACUAAUAUUUAAUAUUGCUUCUUCUGCAUGGCAAGACUGCCUUCUUCUGCUAUUUAAAAAUCCCUUGAUGACUUCAUUUUCUAUUGCAGCUUAUUUUCAUGUGCAACCAUGAGGAAACUAAAAGCAGAUUUGUUUAAAUUAACUGUGUUUGUACAAAAUGGUACCCAACACAAAGGUUUUUUUAAAUGAGUAAAAACUGUUUUGUUUAAAAGUUACGUUUGCAUUUUGACUCAUUUUUGUAAGGAUGUAUGUUGUAUGUUUAACCUUUAAUAACUAACGUUAAACUGUGGUGUGUGCGUAGCAAAAUUACGUAUGCAUGUUCAUGUCAAAGGAUUGGCUGUGGAUAAAAUAAUAAAAUCAGCUUUCAUUUUUCUAAG
Molecule: messenger RNA, 1637 nt
Organism: Apaloderma vittatum (bar-tailed trogon)
Lineage: Eukaryota; Metazoa; Chordata; Aves; Trogoniformes; Trogonidae
Gene: CYRIB
Product: family with sequence similarity 49, member B
Exons: 9
Biological process (GO): regulation of actin filament polymerization; positive regulation of T cell activation
Molecular function (GO): small GTPase binding
Source: RefSeq, a predicted model, not a curated record